Lates calcarifer (barramundi perch) is the source of this 679-nucleotide messenger RNA. RefSeq lists its product as uncharacterized. Gene Ontology annotation, biological process: immune response. The transcript has 4 exons. Bases 92 to 409 code for a protein of 105 amino acids. Gene Ontology annotation, cellular component: extracellular region. NCBI's taxonomy places the organism in Eukaryota, Metazoa, Chordata, Actinopteri, Centropomidae. The record is from RefSeq and is a predicted model, not a curated record. Gene Ontology annotation, molecular function: chemokine activity.
GGUCUGGUCCGAGGAGAUCAGUCUUCUCCCAUCUGCCAGAUCCACCGUUCAGCUUCUGCAAAUAUCCUCUGGAACAUCUCACGCAGUAACCAUGCAGCUGUGCAUCAGAAGACUGGCAUGUCUGGCUGUCCUCGUCGGAGUUCUGGCAAUUUACACAACAAAUGCUGCGCCAAUAAAGAUUUCCAAGUGCUGCACUGAGGUCAGUGUCGCAAACGUCACGGCUCCCAUCCUUGGCUACAGGAUACAGAAGAAGAACCUGCCCUGUGUCAAUGCCGUCAUAUUUGAGACAACAGAGGGAGAAGUCUGCAGCCACUGGAAACAGGAGUGGGUGUUUGAGAAGAUCAUGGAGCUAGAAGAGGCCCGCAAAGCAAAGAAGAUGACUACUCCAUCUACAACCUCUAGCCAAUAGAAAGCACUCAUAAAUAUCUGCUGCCAACUAUAUUGAACUAAUUUAAAAUAUUUAAAAUGCUUUCUGAUGUUAUUCUGUGAUAUUUAAUAUUUAUUAUUUAUUUGCAUGCCUUCUUUAUAAUUUCCUGUCUGUGCUAUUUGUUCAGUUAACAUAAGGCUUAACAGAGGUAAAAGAUACAAAACAUGUCCAUGGUGUGCAGUACAAAGUAUUAUAGCUGAGAGAUGUCUGCUGUUUGAUACAAACAAAAUAAAUGUUCUUUUUCACUAUCUA